Messenger RNA from Suillus clintonianus, 2931 nucleotides. RefSeq lists its product as uncharacterized. Lineage: Eukaryota; Fungi; Basidiomycota; Agaricomycetes; Boletales; Suillaceae. The record is from RefSeq and is a predicted model, not a curated record. The coding region runs from base 44 to 2794 and encodes 916 amino acids. The transcript has 12 exons.
AUUCUCACGGAUCGAGCAAGAACGCCCUUGCCAUCUAUCGUCCAUGGCGUCCAAGAAAAAACCUGCGAAAGCACCACCUGUUCUUUCUACCUCAAGAGACCUCGUGACAGUAGGGCCACGACAUGUUCAAGUUUCGAAACAUGGAGGCAAACGGGAUGAAAACGGUCUCAAACCUACCACUUCUCGAGCCCUAGUCUUACGAAAUGGUAAAUUUGGAGCAAGAGGCACUGGGGAGGUUAUGCUUUCAAGUAAAAUGAGCGGUAGGGAGAAACUCGAUUUGCUUGCAGAGGACCUUGUAAAUGAACAUGCACGAACGGCUGUGAUGUCACCUUUGAAACUGGCAAAAUGUAUCAGGAUCGCGGACUCCCAGUUCAAUGCAUAUUUGGACGAUAUUACCAAUUUGCAAGACCCUGAAUCAUUCCAUCGUAAGAUCACUGAGGAGCUUAACGCUCGCACACCAUAUGGAACGACAAAGAAUGGCAGGGAGGUCCGAUCAGAUCCCUCCUAUGUGGCGUCCAUCAUCGCAAUCAGGAUUCACAAUACGUACAUGGUCGCUUCAGCAUGGAAGAUCGUCCUUGAUUCUCUGCGAGCGCUUGAGCAGUCUGGUCUCAGUGACACGACGGCUCACAUCCAGCUUCAAAAGGAUCAGGGUUUAUUAUCUCGUUAUCUUAUCGUUUGUGACUUGGUCUCUAACCUAGUUGAUCUUGGUCAAAAGAAAUUCUCUGUGCUUGCUACCACUACGCCCCAUUAUGCUCGUUACUUCAAGGCGGUUGAGAACACCGAUCCAGGUGAACCCGAGAUGGCAUUUGACUGGGCUGGUCUCAAGGAUGCAUGCAAGUCAUUCUUAGACUCCAUCAUCAUUGAGCUAUGUUUCCCCAAGCAACCCUAUCCGAAGAGGAUUUUGUACCACAUCCUGCACGAUGCAGUUGAUGAGUCCCCGAGAGAAGCAAAACGUUUUCCCCAGACUAUGUGGGAUGCCGUCGGCGAAUUAUCUGUCGUGUUAGAACUCCAGGAGCUUCUCGAUAGUCCUUUGUUAGGAUCGCAGGGUGAGAAGAUGAAGCAGAUACCUCGCAAGAUGCCCGAGCAGUAUGAGCAAUGGCUUGAUGCGCAGAUAUUUUCUCAGUCAGCAUCUAAUAACUACGCCAAUUUCAAGGACCUUGUUUUCCCCCUUUCUCGCACUGAAGACCGGGCAGUCCUCAAAGACAUGUGGAAACUUGUCGACGUGAAUUACAAGAGUGUUUCCAACAUGUCCAUAGAUACUCUUUGGCAACUUGAUGAAGCCCUCCGCCGCACGCCGCAGUGGAGUGCAUUCUAUGUCCCUCACCUUGCAGGUCAAGAUUCAGAUUCAGACGAUGGGGGUAAUCUGGGUUUGAUGCCAUUCAAGGGCAAAGGCGGAAAGAAAGGCGGCACACACAAGCGAUCAUCGAAGAAGUUGCUCGCCAUCACUGACGGUCGUGGAGACGACGAGAGUGAUGGCUCUAUGCCUGAGCUCCAGUCCGUCUCCGACUCUGACGACAGCGAUGACGAUAUGCUCGACUCUGACCAGAACUUCGGGGAUGAAGACGAUGAUAGUGAUGAGUACGAGACGGAAUCUGAGUAUGACUCUGAUGAAGAGGAGCAAUAUCGCAAUAUGUUGCGAGAGGCUAUGGACACGGCAAUGGCCAUCCCCGAGUUUUUCGAUGCGAAGACUGAAGUGCCGGAGUUCGAAGCGAUGGCUGAGGAGAGGAAGGGCAAUCCCUUCUUAAAGCUCCUUGGCUCGUUAAGAGGACGCAUGUUCUCCUCUAGCGCGAAGCUCAGUUCCGCGACGCGCGGUGAACAUCGCAGGGGCAUUUUCACUAGCAAGGCUGCCCCGAAGCCGAAGCCGGCUCCUGCGCUUAAGAUCGAUUUGUCUGGUAUUCCGGAUGAUGAACUACCUCCUCUGAAACCCCUUCCGACUCCUCGGAAAAAACGGGUGCCCAGGGCUCUCGGGGCCAAGCCGCCACAUGCUGCUGGAGCCUCUUCUCCACAACCUAAAGAUACCCGUACAACAGUUGAAGAAGUUGACGAUGAGGAUGACGCCGAUACUGCCUCUGCUAGCAAGAAGAAAAAGAAAAAGAAGCCAAAGAAGAAGAAGACCGACUCGGAUUUGCCUGUCCUCCCCGAAGAUGCCCCCGUAUCUCCUGUGAUGUCUUCAGCGCGUGUCUCGUCUCCCCCCUCCAGCCCCUCAAAGGCAAACCCUGCCAGGAAGGCCAGUCUGAAUGGCUCGGCAUCAACCCUUCUCAAUAUGAAUAUGUCGACUGCUUCAUUGCCGUUGACAGAACAGACUACGGCCCAUUCUGGUCAUUCUUACCUGCAGGAGAUCUCUCAGAAAGAGAAGAUCAAAUCUCGUCCUGACCAUGCAUCCAUGUUCAACCGCAACUUUCUGAACAAGGGCAAAGACAAAGCCAAGGAUAAAGAGGAAGACAAAGAUACUGUGAACAGCAAACACACGUGGUUCUCGAAAUUGGGUAAGAAGACGACUGGGUACAUGCAUCAGCUGCUUCGCGCUGGAGACGAUGAGAGACGAGGAGCAAUGAAGUGGGAGAGUUUCCUCAAGGUUAUGCGUGACAUGGGCUUUGAAUACGAUCCCAGUACCGCUGGGUCAUCUGUGCGAUUCGAUCCGCCUCAUGAGGGAGAUAGGUCCAUCACAUUCCACAAGCCUCAUCCGGAUCCCACUCUGUAUCCUGUGAAGAUAAAGGAAUUCGGUAAGAAAUUGAAAGAUUACUAUGGAUGGGAUGAGGAAGAUUUCCUGAAGCGUGCUGCUGCUGCUGCGUAAUGGCUUUUUGAUUAUUUUGCUCAAAUCAUCCUUCGAAAUUCGACUGUAAUAUGUACUGUACUGAUAGCGAUAUGUUCUGUUAUGAUACAUGAUGUAAUGUAUAAGAAUGACUGUAGGGGUGUGGUAUUCGAAAAAUA